GUCAAAAAGCAAGCAUGCAUGGCAUGCUCCAGCGUCCAAACUUCCAUUGGCAUCACUUGUUGGCGCUGGCAAGUCUACUGAGCGCAUUGCCCCAGAGUGGGCUUGAAGUUGUGUGGGUUCCAACAAAGGCGACCUUUACUUUGUUUGCUGCGAUGUGAAGCUUGCAGCAUUUGAGACAAUGCCACAUGAAGCCAGCAUUGGAUCUGACUGAAAGCUUGCAGCCCGAGGCUUCACGUUGACUUGUAGAUGGAUCCAGCAGCCCAACAAUGGCGCGGCUGAGAUACAUCAUGCUCCUACAGCGAGACGUUCCGAGGGCGGCGAAAUUUUACAGCGAAGGAUUGGGUCUAACAGUCAAUGUGUGCUCAGACCGCUGGGCGGAGCUGCAGUCUGGGGACAUGAAGCUAGCCUUGAAACAAGUGGACAGCGAGGCCCAUUGCACCACUGGCUACAGCCCCUUCCUCCACUUUGACGUCGAUGAUCUGGAUGGAACUGUUCAGCGGUUGCUGUCCCUUGGAGCAUUCCUGGACGGGCCCAUAAAGUAUCCAACACAUGGAAAGGUAGCUGCCAUGCGGGGCCCGGACGGCCACAUGCUUGGACUACACGAGCCGGCUUUGAGCUCGUAGACCUCUGUCGGAAAGGUUGCGCCCUGAGUAGGCAGCUUAGAGAAUAGGUCGCCAGACUGCCCUCCAAAGACUCUGGGAACCGUUGCUCCUCUGUUUCUGUUGCACCGACAUGAUCGACGAACUGCCUGUACGAUCAUGACAAUGGCGGCAGAAAGCUAGCUCCUCAAACCAUUGACUUUGCACGAAUUGGAAGGAUCGAUCAGGCCAUGCACAUGUGCCUUCACAUUAUUACCAGCGGCUAUUUAGAAGGCCUCAGCCAGACCCCA
Molecule: messenger RNA, 889 nt
Organism: Klebsormidium nitens
Lineage: Eukaryota; Viridiplantae; Streptophyta; Klebsormidiophyceae; Klebsormidiales; Klebsormidiaceae
Source: the annotation of a GenBank genome assembly